UGUUACUUAUCUACUUAUCUCCCCCAUUUAACCCGGAUUUGCAUCCUUCCUUUACUACGUAAUCGCUUGCAAGUCAUCAUGGAGCAUCGGAAACGUGUUUCCCGAGCCUGCGAUGAAUGCCGCCGGCUGAAGGAGAAGUGUGAAGGCGGAGUCCCGUGCCGGAGGUGCUCUCACCUUCAACGGCCAUGCGAAUGCAGAGGUCCAACUCCGAGACCUCGUGAGUUCCGUCCCUACGUUCCGAGAGAGGCCUCCCGCAGACCAGAUUUCACCGAGCUCAUUGAGCGAUCGAAACACAUGGAGCGGAUAUUGCAGCGCACCAUGGAAGGAAUCUCGCUCGACACGAAAAACCUUGCCAACAUAGCCGACAGACUCGAAACUGACCACCAGAGCCGAUCAAGGGCCUCCGCUGGUCCGAGAGAUUUGGAGGGGCUGGAGAUCGAUGAUGAAGCGUGCACGAUGCAGCCGGUCGGAGACACCACGACUCACUUUUCUGGAGAGUUCUCGUAUUGGAACUUCUCCAUGCGGAUCAAGAGCCACAUCGAAAGCCGAAUCCAAGAGCCAGAGAGCCGAGAAGAGAAUCGCCAAGAUGAUGAUUAUGCGUCGGCCUUUCCACGGGCCCAUCAGCUACGCCCUGAGCAUAAUCACUUAUCAGCAGCCAUAUCGACGUUCCCUCCUAGCCAUAUAUCCAGUUUCUUGGUGAGAAUAUUCUUCAAGUAUGCAGAGAGCUAUCUUUUCUUCAUUGAAGAAGGCUGGGUUCUCGAGAAAUUGGCUCUGCUGCACACCAAACCUGAAAGUCUGACCCAGGGCGGGGGUGAAGUGACAGUCAGCAUUCUCUUGACAGUCCUUGCCAUCGGAACACAAUACGCACAUCUCGAACGUGCCAAGGGGCCUGGAAAUACCUCAACAUCAGGACUCUCGGAGGAAGAGAUAGGCACUACGUUCUAUCAACAGGCAAUCCGACUCCUACCCGAGAUUAUCGAGAUCUCGUCCCUUGAAAGUGUGCAGGCGUGCUUGCUGUUUGGAUACUAUUUCCUGCCGAUUGACGCUUCUGGCCUGGGGUUUAUCUACAUUAAUCUGGCCAUCAGAUUGGGGAUUCAGAACGGCAUGCAUCGAAAAUGUAGCAACAACGCCUUCAACUCAAGUGUCAUCGAAACCCGCAAUCGCGUAUGGUGGACGACCUACGUGCUGGAGAGAAAAAUAUCCAUUUUCCAUGGCAGACCGAUCUCAGUGUCUCGGGUCAAUAUCGAUGCGAGUCUGCCUCUACACCAAGAUAAUUCCCAAUCUGAGGACUGGCGCAGAAGGAUUUCCUACACUCGAGUCUCUGUCCAGCUGGUCCACUUGCUCGAAGACCUGUUUCACGAAAUUAACCUCUUGCGAAACUGUCCGAGACAAGAGAUACCAGCGAUUGUGUCACGGCUUGUGGCUAAAAAAGGCGAAUUGACAACAUGGUGGCAAUCUCUCCCUCCAGAUGCCGUUGAUGUCAAUGCCCAGCAAAACCCGACACAGUUCCGUUCCGCUAUGCACCUCAGACUCGAGUACUGCCUGGUGCGGAUGUUCGUCGGAAGACCAUUCCUGUUGAAGAGAGAAACACAAGACUCCACUGCAAGUCCGUCAGUCCCCGAAAACAGCCCUGGGACCAACGAAGAGAGCACCCGAAAGCCCGUGUCCAGUCGAGAGGAACUUAUAAGCGACUGCAUCCAAGCGGCGACAGAAGCCCUCGAUAUCUGCCAGCAGCUACGAUCGAGCGGUAUAGGACUCGCGCGGGCCUCAUACCCCGAGUACAGCGCGUGUCGGGCUUCGUUGCUCGUAUUGAUUGCCUACUCGAUCCGGAAUUUCUCUGAGAAGUUCCGCAAGUCGUUGUGCGAGGGCUUGGAUAUGAUUCGGGAGAUGUCUGCAGCUGGGGAGUCGGCUCGGUCCGAGGUAUCGUUGAUCGAGUCGCUUGAGCGUGCGCUUGCUCGUCUGCACGCCGGAGCGCGACAACAUGGGUCGAGCCAUGACCAAGUACACGUGGUUUCCGAUUAUGAAGCAUUUCGCAAUUGGGGAGCCAAGUUGGCGGGCACGAGUGUGUCUGAUACUACACCUGCAGCUCCUGAUCCCCCGGCUAGUCAAGAAGAAGCAGACUCGGCAUCUGGCUGGCCUGCGGAGCUUGAUUUCCAGCCCAAUGUAGAGCUUUUCAGUGGCUAUGACCUCGCGGCCGAUCCGUUAGUCGAGCUGUCCAUCUUCGGGACUGAGAAUCUUUCUCCGUCCCUCGGAUGGCCUACGUACACCGAGGCCGAGGUAUUGGGACGUUUCAUAGGAGGACCUCACGGGGGAAACUGGGCACCGUAAGCUAGUGUAUUGAUUAA
Messenger RNA from Ilyonectria robusta, 2345 nucleotides. Its product is annotated as fungal-specific transcription factor. NCBI's taxonomy places the organism in Eukaryota, Fungi, Ascomycota, Sordariomycetes, Hypocreales, Nectriaceae. Gene Ontology annotation, molecular function: DNA-binding transcription factor activity, RNA polymerase II-specific; DNA binding; zinc ion binding. The record is from RefSeq and is a predicted model, not a curated record. The coding region runs from base 79 to 2328 and encodes 749 amino acids. Gene Ontology annotation, biological process: regulation of DNA-templated transcription; DNA-templated transcription. The transcript has 7 exons.